AUGAAGCCCAACCCCAGAGGCUCCUCCCCAGAGGCCUGCAAAGCCACUGACUGGGCGCCGCAGCAGAAGACUCAGGCCAAACCCACGCAGGCUUCUAGGCAGAAGGUUCUGGUGACAGGAGGAGGAGGCUACCUGGGCUUUAGCCUGGGUUCCAGCCUGGCCAAGAGCGGUGCCUCUGUCGUCCUGCUCGACCUCCGCCGACCCCAGUGGGAGCUUGCUCCAGGGACUGAAUUCAUCCAGGCUGACAUCCGAAACGAAGAAGCCCUCUACCGCGUGUUCAAGGGGGUGGACUGUGUCUUCCACGUAGCCUCCUAUGGAAUGUCCGGUGCUGAGAAGCUGCAAAAAGAGCAGAUUGAGUCUAUAAAUGUUGGAGGCACCAAACUAGUGAUUGAUGUCUGCGUCCGCCGGCGCGUUCCGAGGCUUGUCUACACCAGCACCGUCAAUGUUGCAUUUGGCGGGAAGCCCAUCGAGCAGGGUGAUGAGGACUCCGUGCCAUAUUUCCCGCUGGAGAAGCACAUGGACCACUAUUCCCGAACCAAAGCCAUCGCCGACCAGUUGACCCUGAUGGCCAAUGGAACACCUCUUCCAGGAGGAGGCACUCUGCGGACAUGCGUGCUACGGCCCCCAGGCAUCUAUGGCCCCGAAGAGCAGAGACACCUGCCCCGUGUGGCGAACCACAUCAAGAAGAGGCUGUUCAUGUUCCGAUUUGGGGACUGCAGGGCGCGGAUGAACUGGGUCCAUGUGCACAACCUGGUGCAGGCACACGUGCUGGCGGCGGAGGCCCUCACCGCGGCCAAGGGCUUCGUGGCGAGCGGGCAGGCAUACUACAUCAACGACGGAGAGAGCGUCAACCUCUUCGAGUGGAUGGCUCCGCUGUUUGAGAAGCUGGGGUACAGCCAGCCAUGGAUCCAGGUGCCUACUUCCUGGGUUUACCUGACAGCCACAGUGAUGGAGUAUCUGCACCUGGCCCUCAGGCCCAUCUGCAGCAUCCCACUGCUGCUCACCCGGAGUGAGGUGCGCAGCGUGGCCGUGACGCACACCUUUCAGAUCGCCAAGGCCCGCGCCCAGCUCGGCUACGCGCCGGCCAAGUUCAGCUUCGCCGAAGCCGUGGAACGUUACGUGCGGUCUACGUCCGGACAGCCCCGCGGCUCCACGGCGCGGACGCUCCUGCGUCUACUGCUCGGACUGCUGCUGUUCCUCGGCCUGCUCGCCUUGGCGCUGCACAUCUUGGAACUGCAGCCCCUGGAGGCUGCCGUGGAGCGCCUGUGA
Trichechus manatus latirostris (Florida manatee) is the source of this 1269-nucleotide messenger RNA. It is a transcript of the gene SDR42E2, whose product is annotated as short chain dehydrogenase/reductase family 42E, member 2. NCBI's taxonomy places the organism in Eukaryota, Metazoa, Chordata, Mammalia, Sirenia, Trichechidae. Gene Ontology annotation, biological process: steroid biosynthetic process. The transcript has 12 exons. The record is from RefSeq and is a predicted model, not a curated record. Gene Ontology annotation, molecular function: 3-beta-hydroxy-Delta5-steroid dehydrogenase (NAD+) activity. Bases 1 to 1269 code for a protein of 422 amino acids.